Apodemus sylvaticus (European woodmouse) is the source of this 2190-nucleotide messenger RNA. RefSeq names its product interferon-induced protein with tetratricopeptide repeats 1-like. Bases 67 to 1458 code for a protein of 463 amino acids. NCBI's taxonomy places the organism in Eukaryota, Metazoa, Chordata, Mammalia, Rodentia, Muridae. The transcript is spliced from 2 exons. Gene Ontology annotation, cellular component: cytosol. Gene Ontology annotation, biological process: defense response to virus. The record is from RefSeq and is a predicted model, not a curated record. Gene Ontology annotation, molecular function: RNA binding; protein binding.
UUGAGUUUGGAAGAGUCUCUUGGCCUGAAUUAAAGUGCUAAGGAGCAACUUCUGUCUCCCAGCAACAUGAGUGAAAACUCUCAUAGAAGUCUCAUACAUGACAACCUGGUUGAACUGAGAUGCCACUUUACCUGGAAGUUGGUUAUAAAAGAGAAGGCCAUCCAUGAUUUGGAAGAGAAACUCUCAGAGACUGAGUUCCAUGAUACCAACUACAGCAUCGGGAUGCACAACCUCUUGGCCUACGUGAGACACCUCAAAGGCCAGCACGAGGAAGCCCUGCAGAGCUUGAAGGAAGCUGAAGCCUUGGUCCAGAGAGAGCAGUUGGGCAAGAGAAGCCUGGUGACCUGGGGCAACUGUGCCUGGGUGCAUUACCACAGGGGUGGCUUGGCCGAAGCCCAGGACUACCUGGACAGGAUGGAGAAGGUCUGCAAGGAAUGUUCAAGUUCCUCCCGCUACAGGAUGGAGUGUGCUGAGAUGGACUGUGAGGAAGGCUGGGCCUUACAAAAGUGUGGAGGCCAAAAUUAUAAACGAGCCUUGGCCUGCUUUGCAAAGGCUCUGAAAGUGAAGCCUGAAAACCCUGAGUACAACACAGGCUAUGCAGUCGUAGCCUAUCGCCUGGAUUACUAUGAAGGGACUUCUCUAGAACCCUUAAGGAAGGCUGUCAGCCUAAAGCCAGAAGAUCCACGCAUUAAAGUUCUCCUUGCCCUAAAGCUUCAGGAUUUACGAAAAAUAGAUGAAGCAGAAAAACUCAUUGAAGAAGCUCUGCCCAGAAUAUCCUCCCAGAACAAUAUCUUUGGUUAUGUUGCUAAAUUUUACCGAAGAAAAGGUUGUAUGGAGGAAGCUCUUAAGUUCCUUGAAAGAGCAUUGCAGACAAAACCUUCCUCUGCUUACUUGCAUUUCCAGAUUGGCCUUUGCCAUAAAACACGAUUAUUUCAAAUGAGGAAAGCUACAAACAGGCAACCUAGAGGGGAGGGUGGAGAGAGAAGAAGGCAAUCCCUCCGUCUCGCUAUAUGUCAUUUUGAAAGGGCUUUAGAACUGAAACCCACAUAUGACAGAGCAUAUAUUGAUUUGGCUGAAGUGUACUCAGAAAAUCAUCAACUAAAAGAGGCAGAGGACAAUUUUCAGAAAGUGUUGAACAUGAGUAACUUAGUAGAUUAUAUGCAGCAAGAGCUUCAUUUACGCUAUGGCAAGUUCCAACAAUUCCAUAAGGAAUCAGAAGAGACAGCGAUCACAUAUUACUUAAAAGGCCUGAAAAUAGAGGUGACUUCUUACUCCAGGGAUAAUCUUCUCAGGGCUUUGGAGAAGCUGGCUAAUAAACGCAUUUACCAGAAUGUUGAUGUUGUGGGAAGCUUGAGCCUCCUCGGGUUUGUCUACAGACUGAAAGGGGACACAAGUGAAGCCAUGGCAUGUUAUGAGAGGGCCUUGAGGCUCACAGGAGCAGUGCACCCUGAGUUUUGAGGUAGAGUUUAUUAAAAGGCUUAUUAAAUGUGGGCAUGACUCCCUAUUCUACUAUUCUUUUGUAGCUGUUCUCUCAACUAUAUAGAACCUAAUGAAUUAAGAUGCAGGUGAUGCCUUUCCUAUUUCAUGCCUUUAUACAGUCCUGAGUUUUUGUUGCAGACCUGUGAGUGUGACAGGAGUGUCCAUUCUCCUGCACACAUUACUGCACAUUCUCAUUAUGAGUGUGCCUUUGGAGUGCAUGACCUAUAUACCACGAGUCCUCCAGUAUCCUGGUCAAAGGACAGUGGACACAGUAAGGCUUACUUUUCAUGAGACUUUCCAACCUUUAGUAAUAUCUGAGAACAAAAUAAAUGAGCAAGGGUGAGCACUAAACAGGAAAGGAAAUGUUUCAGUCCAUAGCUCUAUUUUCAUAGGCUUUACUGUAGCCAUAACCUGCUGGUCAAUGGCCUUCAACCAUAUAAUCAAUAGAACUUUUUGUAUACAAAUGUCUGAUUUCAGACAAUUGUGGUGGAUUUCUGUGGUCCAAAUACAUUGGUAUUUAUUUCCCACUAAGAAAGCUUUAAGGUUUCAGGAAGAUAGAGUUAGGGAGUAACCCCUUUGGAAUGAGCCUACAAAAAAAUGAUAUAAUAGCUACCUGACAUUGUUCAGACUAUUGAGAGUUGUGUAACAUUACCUUGUUAUUUUCCUAACCUAUCAUAUUCAAUAAAAUCUGCUAAUAUCACAGAAAUUUUA